Molecule: messenger RNA, 1760 nt
Organism: Dimorphilus gyrociliatus
Lineage: Eukaryota; Metazoa; Annelida; Polychaeta; Dinophilidae
Source: the annotation of a GenBank genome assembly
UCGGCCGCUAACGAGCUGGUUAACGGAGAAAAUAGCGAGAGUAGCUAGUGCUCUACGCCGCUACACAACAUUCUAAUUACACACCAAACGCAAGCCGAUGAACGUCAAUCAAGCUCCCAUUCGGCACUGAUCCUCGCUGAUUGGACAACGUUGGCUCCGCCUAACUCUAAUGCCCGCUCGACCCAAAUCGAGCGUGCUAGCAAACGUGUGUGCGUAUCGCGGCAAGAAGCAUCUUAGUCAGGUAAGUGUCUGUAUUAAUGUUUAAUUCACAAAUCCGCUAAAGGAUCACGGCCCGACUAUUGAAACGGCUUUAGUUGGCGCUAAUUCCUAAAUAAAUUCCUUGAGCGCAAACUUUUCGCGAACGACAACUGGAAGUAGCUUAAAAAUCAUUUCUACAUUUCAGUCCAAUUUACUUAGACCAAAAGAGUGAUUAAAACCUGGGACGGAUAUGGCUGGAAUGGCUUACUCGUCCGUUCCCUGUUCGAAACCUCCUCCUUGCGGACCUCCUCCAUUGCCCUACGCGGUUAACGGACUUUCUCUGGCCACAACUCACAGUCAUCAUGAUAUGAUGCAUCAUCCAGCCAUGGGAUAUGCCGCCGCCAACCCGCGUAAACAAAGGAGAGAAAGAACGACGUUCACAAGAGCCCAACUGGACGUGCUGGAGGCGCUAUUUCAGAAAACUCGCUAUCCCGACAUAUUCAUGAGAGAAGAAGUCGCUUUAAAAAUUAAUUUGCCAGAAUCUAGAGUUCAGGUGUGGUUUAAGAAUCGUAGAGCCAAAUGCCGUCAACAACAAAAGCAACAAGAAACAACUAAAGGAUCGACUGGCAGUGGUGGUAGUGGAUCAUCCUCGGUUGUUACUCAGCCGAGUAGCAACACAAGCAACGGAACUUCAUCUUCAACUCCGCCGACUUCCACUCCAACUAAUAAGCCAGUCAUAAAGAAAAAGCAGGAGGAUCAUGGAUCAUCGACUGCCUCAACCGGAAGUAGUCCACCAUACAAAGACUAUAAAGACUACAGCAAGAGCGCCGCUACUCCUCUUUGGUCACCUGUUUCAGAUCCAUUGGCCAGCUCUUGCAUGCAGAGAACGACUUACAUGCCUCCGCCUUCCGCCGCCUAUUCGACUCAUGGAACCGCCUCUCCUUAUGCGCCGUGCAACUCCUAUUAUGCUCCGCAAACUGGAAUGGAUUACAUGAAUGGCGCAGGACAACAGUGUUCGCCUAAUAUGUACCAUUCUCCCGCCCCUGCACCGGCCAUGCCAAAUGCUUAUUUUGCUCCUCGUACUCCGGAUAGUGGAAUGAUAGUGGAACAUCAUACUUCCACUUCGUCUCCAUCUCCCUCGUUGGUCACAUGGUCGUCAAACGCUACGCCAAAAUUUCAAAUGCUCUAAAAAGUCUCUAUAUCCAAUCGUUAUGUUAAUUUAUAUCAAUGUGCAUGCAUGUGUAUACGUGUAAACGUGUCAAUGUCGUCUUUCUCUUGCCGUAGUCAGUAUUGGGUUUGAAAAAUUGGAAAAGAGCGGUGUUGUCUAUAUUUACAGCAAAUUACUAUGUAAUACUAUGUAAUGUACGCGUAUACAGCGUCUACUAUGUAUAUAUUUCCUUAAACUUUGACUAUACAUUUUCUCCUUAUCAUAUUUUCUCCGUUUUUUUCUCCUUAAAUCUCCCUGCUCAUUUUAUCUCGAAAAUAAAAAGUGAAGUGUUGUGCACUGUAAAUUGUAUAUAUACAAAUUUCAUUUGGAAAGUUUUCGUGUUUGUGUAUGUACA